Molecule: messenger RNA, 5896 nt
Organism: Salvelinus fontinalis (brook trout)
Lineage: Eukaryota; Metazoa; Chordata; Actinopteri; Salmoniformes; Salmonidae
Product: guanine nucleotide exchange factor DBS-like
Exons: 33
Coding region: 334-3984 (1216 amino acids)
Biological process (GO): intracellular signal transduction; positive regulation of Rho protein signal transduction
Cellular component (GO): extrinsic component of membrane; cytoplasm
Molecular function (GO): guanyl-nucleotide exchange factor activity; protein binding
Source: RefSeq, a predicted model, not a curated record
UGUUUUCAGUGCCGGGCCCACUGCACUUUCUGAAAUCAGUCUUGGCUGAGGCAUGGUGACAGACAGGGACUUAGCUCUGCGGCUCGGCUUGGAUUGAACUGGACUCCUGUUUCUGACUUAUCUGUACACUUGUGUGUGCACUCUACACUAUGCAUCCACACCUCUACACACAGCCUGCAUGUGAGUGUGUGCUGAAUCACUCCUCUGAGUGAUAGUACAUUGCAACUGAUCCGGACCAGAACCAGUUACUUACCUCUUGGAGUGUGUACCGGAGCGGUCUGCCUGGGUCCGGGUCGGGGUACCUCUGGAUGUGUGGGAGCAGCGCGGUCCCUCAUGUCUGUCCAUGAGUUUCUGCGGGAGGGGGCAGGUGAGGUGCCCUCCCGGAUCAUGAACAGACUGAGUCAGAUGAUCCAGAGCCUGGACAUCUCUGGACUGGCCUCCCCAUUCACCCCCGAAGCCAGCCGAAGGAACUCCUGGAGGGACUGGAACGAUGAGAUCAUGCAGCAGGAGAGCAGUCCCCUCUGUGCCAUCGACAUCACCCCUGACCUCAGGAAGCAGUUUGCCUACCUCUCAGGGGGCCGAGGGCAGAACAGCAGCCCCAUCAUUGUGUUCCCAGAGUUCCCUGCAUUCGGAGAAAUCCAGGAGAGGGAGUUCCACAACGUGCUCACAUACCUGACCAGCAUCCCCAGUCUGUCUGCGGCAGGAGUGGGUUUUAUCCUGGUCAUUGACCGGCGGCAGGACCGAUGGGCAGCCGUCAAGGGGACCCUGCUCCGCAUUGCAGGUUCGUUCCCAGGAAACCUGCAGUUAGUUCUGGUAUUGAGGCCCACCACCUUAUUCCAGAGGACUCUCUCAGACAUCUUAUUCAAGUUCAACAAGGAUGAGUUCAAGAUGAAGGUGCCGAUGAUUAUGCUGAGUUCUGUGACUGAGCUCCACUCCUACAUAGACCGGACACAACUGACUACUGAGCUGGGAGGAACCCAGGUGUACUGCCACGAGAAGUGGAUCUCACACCGCACCGCCAUUGAGGGCUUUGCUCUGAUGGUAAAGAGAACAGCUCAGAUCCUGCAGUCGUUUGGGACAGAGCUAGCAGAGACCGAACUACCCAAUGACAUCCAGGCUACCAGCAACCUACUGGGGACACACAUCAACAAGAAGAGCAAGAUGAAGGAGGAUCUGCUGGUGGCUUUAGGACAGGGCAGCAGACUGUUGGAGAGUAUUAAUGAGCCAGUGGUCAGAGACCCAGACCACAACAUGAACCAGGACGAACUGGAGAACCUGGCCACUGUACAGAGACUGCUUUCCCAGUUGAAUGAGACAGAACGGGCAUUUGAUGAGUUCUGGGAGAGACAUAAGACCAAGCUGGAGCAAUGUCUGCUACUCCGCCACUUUGAACACAACUACAGAGAGGUGAGGUGUCUGCUGGACCAGGUGGCAGAGAGAUUGACAGCUUUCUCGGAGGUGGGAAUAAGCCCCGCCCACGCUGAUCACAUCUUCCGCGAGCUGAGCAGCCACGAGGAGAGAGUCUGUGAGGUACUGGACCGAACCCAGGCUCUGGCCCGUGAGGGUGACGAGUUGAUCCAGAACUCCCACUAUGCUGAGGACUCCAUCCAGCCCAAAUGCAUCGAGCUCCGAGCCGUGAACGAGGAAAUGAGCACUUACCUGAGAGCAAAGAAAGACCACUUACUCAGAGCUAUAGAGCUGCACCACAGCCUGGAGAGGGCUUCUAAGUGGUGUGAUGAUGGCAUCUACCUGCUGGCCUCUCAACCCGUGGACAGGUGUCAGUCACAUGACGGGGCGGAGUCAGCACUACAGGAGAUUGAGCGUUACCUGGAUACGGCGGGACAGAACAAACUGACUGAUCCUAGUGCCAUCUGCAGGGACUACAAGACAGUGCUCAACCAGGAGUUCAGGGACCAAGUGGAGAAGGUGUUCCAGAAGCAGGUUUCCAUGCAGGAGAUGUUUGACAAGAGGAGGGUCAGUCUGAAGAAGCUGGCAGCCAAACACACCAGGCCAGUCCAGCCUGUGGCCCCAAGGCCUGAAGCCAUCAAGUCCCCACUGUCCUCGCCAGCAAAGAGAGUGCUGGAGAAGAGCUGCUCAGAGGGAGACUCUGUGAACAGGGUCAGCUGUAGAAAGGUGGAGGGCCAGCUACAGAGCAACAGAAGUGCCUCUAUGUCAGAGGAGGACGAGAACCUGGCCAUCCUCAGAAAACAUGUAAUGAAUGAGCUGCUGGAGACAGAGAGGGCAUACGUGGAGGAACUGCUCUGUGUUCUACAGGGCUAUGCAUCAGAGAUGGACAACCCAGCCAUGGCCAGUCUCAUGCCCAUUCCUCUGCAAAACAAGAAAGAUGUGCUGUUUGGCAACAUGCCAGAGAUCUACCACUUCCACAAGAGGACCUUUCUGAGGGAGUUGGAAGAGUACGAAGACUGCCCAGAACUUGUGGGUCGGUGUUUUCUGGAGAGGAUGACAGACCUGCAGAUCUAUGAGAAGUAUUGUCAGAAUAAACCUCGCUCUGAGAGCUUGUGGAGACAGUGCUCCGACUGCUCCUUCUUCCAGGAGUGUCAGAAGAAGCUGGAACAUAAACUGGGCUUGGACUCCUAUCUCCUGAAACCUGUCCAGAGGAUCACCAAAUACCAGCUCCUGUUGAAGGAGCUGCUGAAGUACAGUAAGGGCUGUGAGGGGUCAGAAGACCUGCAGGAGGCGCUCACCUCCAUCCUGGGCAUCCUGAAGGCUGUCAACGACUCCAUGCACCUCAUCGCUAUCACUGGAUACGAUGGUAACAUGGGCGACCUGGGACGGCUGCUGAUGCAGGGGUCAUUCAGUGUGUGGACAGAACACAAGAAAGGUCACGCCAAGGUCAAGGACCUGGCCCGCUUCAAGCCCAUGCAGAGACACCUGUUCCUGCAUGAGAAGGCCCUGCUCUUCUGUAAGAGACGGGAGGAGAACGGGGAGGGCUACGAGAAAGCCCCCUCCUACAGCUUCAAACAGUCCCUCAACAUGAGUGCUGUGGGCAUCACUGAGAGCGCCAAAGGUGACAACAAGAAGUUUGAGGUCUGGUGCAACUCACGGGAGGAGGUGUACAUCGUUCAGGCCCCAACAUCUGAGGUAAAAACAACGUGGGUGAAGGAGAUCCGGAAGGUUCUGACAACGCAGCUGGAGGCCUACAGAGAAGCCAGUCAACAGAGGCCGUCAGACGGACUGUUCCAGUUCCCCCCUGGUGCUGGAGCACCUGUUAGCCUCAGUCCAUUUAGAAGAGGGGAGAGGAGCAUGAAGGAGAAGAAGGGAGAACCCAGCAGCCCUGACGCUAACUCCUGCUCCUUCCCAAAGACCAAAGUAGAAGCAGCGACCAGUCCUACCUCAGACAGAGCAGCUGUGGCUAAAAAGCGUUUUACCUUGCAGGGCUUCAGCAACUUCAACAAAGGUAACAGCCCUAGCUGCCCUGACCAUAAAACCAAACGUCAUGAGAUAAAGAGUGAUCCUACUCCGUUCGGCUUUAAAGACCCAGGCCCUCACGCUCACCUCCACCUGGGCAGAGUCAGGUGGUUCAGCACCUCGAGUCUCUUACAGGCCAAGAGGAGAGGAUGGACCAAGGGCUCUCUCUCAUUGGACGCCAAUGAGGAGAAUGAUGGCUACUCUAGCCCUGAAGAGCCCCUGAACUCAGACCCCGAGGACGAGGAGGGAAAGAAACUAUGUGCAGGGAAGUACACAGUGGUGUCUGACUAUGAGAAGGGAGAAGGCCAGGACCUGUCAGUCAAGAGUGGUGAAACGGUGCAGCUAAUCAAGGAGGGAGAUGACGGACAGUGGUUUGUAAAGAACUUGAAGACCAAGCAGGAGGGCUGGGUGGCUGCAGCCAACAUUCUCACCCUGAUUGGAGAGUCCAAGUCCUGCCAGUCUCUCACCAGCUCAGAGGGCAGUGGCUCAGGGAACCUCAGCACUUCAUCCAGCUGCUGUGAGACUUACACCAGCUUCUCUGACAUCAAGCCCUGAACCCUCCACCCUUCCCUGGCCCCAUCAGGCCACCCCAGACCCUUUGUCUCCAGACCCCAACCCAACAGCCCCAGCUGGUGGCUCCCCCAGCAAGACAGCACUUUCUCCCCCCCACCCUAAACACAACUUCACCCAUCUUACCCAGAGGCAAGCCCCUCUAUUAGGAUACUGGUCAGCAACUUCAAGAAGAUGCCAACAAUAGACUUCAUCAAAUAUCAUUGACUAGAUGUAACGGAUGUGAAAUGGCUAGCUAGUUAGCGGGUACGCGCUAGUAGCAUUUCAAUCAGUUACGUCACUUGCUCUGAGACUUUAAGUAGGGUUGCCCCUUGCUCUCCAAGGGCCGCGGCUUUUGUGGAGCGAUGGGUAACGCUGCUUCGUGGGUGACUGUUGUUGAUGUGUGCAGAGGGUCCCUGGUUCGUGCCCGUGUCGGGGCGAGGGGACGACGUAAAGUUAUACUGUUACAUUGAUGCUGUUGACCCGGAUCACUGGUUGCUGCGGAAAAGGAGGAGGUUGAAAGGGGGGUGAGUGUAACGGAUGUGAAAUGGCUAGCUAGUUAGCGGGUACGCGCUAGUAGCAUUUCAAUCAGUUACGUCACUUGCUCUGAGACUUUAAGUAGGGUUGCCCCUUGCUCUGCAAGGGCCGCGGCCUUUGUGGAGCGAUGGGUAACGACCGUGCUUCGUGGGCGACCGUUGUUGAUGUGUGCAGAGGGUCCCAGGUUCGCGCCCGUGUCGGGGCGAGGGGACGACGUAAAGUUAUACUGUUACAUAGAGAAUGGGCUCCAGCGCCCUUGUGUAGUUAAAGAGACACAGUGUAGUGUAGGUGGGCAGCAGCUACCCAUAGACACUAAUCUUAGGUCAGUUUGGCACUUUUGCAUUUAUCCUUCAUAAAAUUGUCAAGGUUAGGAUUGGGGGUUGGGUGAGCUGAUCCUAGACCUAACCCUCAGCUAUGCAAGCAGACCUCGGGCGGCCAGUAUUAGUAGCACUACAACAGACAAAAUGCUAUGGACAAGAUGGAACCUGACAUAACCCAUAGAAAUAUAAUACCAUUUUGUUAUGAAUUCUAAUUCUAAGAUUAACCUGAUCAGGUGUCACUGAUAUAGCGACCCCAUCUGCCAUAGAGUGGUCGACAUGGAUCGGGUUGAGCCCUUCUUGUUGUACUGUAAGUUACAAUGCUGUUGGUCUGCAUCAUGGUCCCCUUGAUUGUCUACAAAUAGACAAGACUGUAUUUUUUUUUUUAAAUAUAAAGUUAUUGUAAAUAAGAAAGAUUAUGAUUAAAAAGUAUACCAUGUGUAGCUUUUCAGAUUGUUGCUCUGUAAGUUCUACCAGUUACCUCAACUGGUGACCAUAUAAGUAACCAAUAUGACCUUUGGUAGGCCUGUGACUAUCUUAUUGCCUCUUGGAGAGUGAGGAGUUACUGUUUAUUUGAAAACAGAGGGAAGGGCAUGACUCUUGUUAUGUACUGUGAUAAAGAUGUUAUUUUAUGUCUAUCUCUGUAAUGUAAUCUCUCUCUCUAGUCUUUCUCUCUCCCUCCCUCUUGUUCUCAUAGCCUACCCUGUCCUGCAACAUUAGUUUUGUAUAUGGUUCAGACAGAGCAGUCACAGUAUCAGUUUCCUCUGUCCUCGUCAAAUGACUUUAUUAGGAGAUCCCCUUUCCAUCCAUUUCACCAGCUCUCUGUUCAGACAUCUAUUAAACAUGACUUUAGUCAUUGCAGGUGUCUUCUCCAUAUGUACUGUGAACUUUCCUAGUUUUGUGAAUAACUCAGUGUAUAGUCAUAACUUAUUUAUUGUAAAGCAAUCAUAUUUUUUUAUGUAGAUAUUGUUUAUUAACUCACUUUUCUUUAUGAAAUCAGAAAUUCUCUAUCAGUCAGCAGUUGUGAAUCUUUUUUUAUAUUAAAGGACUUGUGGUACAGGUAA